Messenger RNA from Sebastes umbrosus (honeycomb rockfish), 8461 nucleotides. RefSeq lists its product as uncharacterized. Gene Ontology annotation, cellular component: cytoskeleton. Gene Ontology annotation, molecular function: Arp2/3 complex binding; actin binding; protein kinase A regulatory subunit binding. Bases 681 to 2336 code for a protein of 551 amino acids. Lineage: Eukaryota; Metazoa; Chordata; Actinopteri; Perciformes; Sebastidae. The record is from RefSeq and is a predicted model, not a curated record. The transcript has 11 exons. Gene Ontology annotation, biological process: positive regulation of Arp2/3 complex-mediated actin nucleation; actin cytoskeleton organization.
UCUACAUGUUAUAUUUUAGUGCACAAAAAGCAGUCUGAGGUGGCCAUGGUUGAGGAGAAACACCUUAGUAAUAUCUAUGUUGUUUAUUGAAUUAAUUUAUAUAAAAUAAAAGGUAUGUGUUUUGGCAGCGAUGAUACAGAUAAACAUGCAAAAGAUAUAAUGGAGAUAAUUUGCAGCUAGUUAGGCUUUUAAAUUCAGGUAAAAAUGACUACACAAGCUAAUUAAAAAUUACAAAACUGUUUGGAAACAUCGUGUUCAAAAAUAGUUUAAAAUGUCUCAUGCUAUUCUUGUAUAUCUCCCCUUCUGUUUGGUACGUUUAAUUGAGACUUUUAUUUUGAAAUGUAAACAGGAAGUGUUUUUUCUUUAUGACAGGCUGCAGCUUGAUGGUCGUCAGGUCGACGGACGCUGCCUUGGAAACCACAUAAAUCCAGUCCACGCAGCUGGGUCGCGAGCAGGGACCCAGAUUUCCUCACUUCAAAGGCUUCCGCUCCUCUUCCUCCUCCUCCUCCUCCUCUUCCUCUUCCUCCUCCUCCUCUUCCUCUCCAUCCAUCCAUCCAUCCAUCCUUUGAGCUGUGAACAUGGGCGAGCUGGAAUGAACUGCAGAGCCGGAGAGAAGCAACCAUUUGAAUAAGCGAGAGAAGGAGAAGAAGAAGGAGAGACCGCAGCAGGCGUAGACCAGCAUGCCGUUGGUGAAGAGGAACAUCGAGCCCAGGCACCUGUGCCGUGGGGCGUUGCCGGACGGGGUGACCAGUGAACUGGAGUGUGUGACCAACAGCACCCUGGCAGCCAUCAUCAAACAGCUGGGCAGUCUGAGUCGCCAUGCGGAGGACAUCUUCGGUGAGCUGUUUAAAGAAGCCAACAGCUUCUACCUGAGGAUGAGCAGCCUGCAGGAGAGAGUGGACCAGCUGGCCGUGAAAGUCACCCAGCUGGACUCCACCGUGGAGGAAGUCUCCCUGCAGGACAUCAACAUGAGGAAGGCCUUUAAGAGCAGCACCAUCCAGGACCAGCAGGUGGUGUCGAGGACCUCCGUCCCCAACCCGGUGGUGGAGAUGUACCAUCGCUGUGACAAACCUCCUCCACUCAACAUCCUCAGCCCCUAUAGGGACGACAAGAAGGAUGCACUGAAGUUCUACACUGACCCGUCGUACUUCUUCAACCUGUGGAAGGAGAAGAUGCUGCAGGCCACCGAGGACAAACGCAAGGAGAAGAGACGGCAGAAGGGCUGUCCGGCCCACCCUGACAGGCCCCACUCCAGACAGGCCCCACCCAGGAGCCCCCUGUCCAUCUCUGAGCAGCAGAAGCAGGUUGAGGACCCGGGCAGAGAGGUGAAGAAGGUGCGUAAGGCUCGUAACCGGCGUCAAGAGUGGAACGUCCUGGCCUACGACAAAGAGUUCAGACCAGACGCCAGGCUCACCCCGUCCCCGUACCAUGGCAUGUCCUCAGAGGGCUCCCUGUCCCCUGAUAGCAGGUCAAUGGCGUCCGACUCUUACCCAGCCAGCCCCAACCACCCCUCCACCCAGGCCCCGAGCGCCGUCCACCCCACCGACCACUCCAGGGACCACCUCAGCGCCGGGGCCCAGACUCAGUCACUGGAUCGGGUCCUCAGGCCACCCAACCAGGCCCCGGGAGCCGGAGGCCCCGCACCAGCAGGGCGACAUGCGGCCUCCCUGGGCAGAGCCCCAUCAGGACACGGGGUCCAGGCUGGUGGAGAUCCGAUGGUUAACGGGCCGAGGCAGCAGUCGGUGAAGGAAUAUCGGGCCGGGCACGGCGGCCAGCCCUCCACCAUCCCAGAGUAUUAUAUCCCUCCCGCCCCUCCUCCUCCUCCCCCAACCAUCCCCUCGGCCCAGACCGCCUUCGACUCCACCACAGCCCCGCCCUCCGCCUCCGCUGUGCCCCCCACCUCCUCCACCCUCUCCCGUCCCUACUCCCCUUCCCCUCCUCCUCCCCCGGCCAACUACGUGCCCUCCCCCUCCCACCCUCCUUCGGGUGCACCCCCGGCCGCCCCUCCUCCUCCGCCGCCCGGAGCCCCCACAGGCCACCCUCAUCUGUCACCACCACCGCACGCUGCCGUUGGACAGUCGGCUGUGGAUGCAGCGCCCUCCGCCAGGAAGUCCACCAUGCUGGGGAUGAUCCCAAUGAGCGACGCGCGCUCCGACCUGCUGGCCGCCAUACGUAGAGGUAUCCAGCUGAGGAAGGUGCAGGAGCAGCGGGAGCAGGAGGCCAAGAGGGAGCCCGUCGGCAACGACGUGGCCACCAUCCUGUCGCGCCGCAUCGCCGUGGAGUACAGCGAGUCCGACGACGACUCCGAGCUCGAUGAGAACGAGUGGUCAGAUUAAACAUUUUCAAAUAGAGUGAGACGAGGGCACGGUGGGAGUAGGGGGGGGGGACCUUGAGACACUGAGGUGGAAGUGAAGGGAUUUGGUGAAUGUUCACAUUCUAACAGUUAAAUUCAGUCAUACAUACAUCCACACACAUGCAGCCUCUCUGAACAUUGAGCACUUCUACAGCAACAAGUUGAUCAUUUCAGCUUGCUCGGUUGCCCCUGACAACGCCUAUUCUUGAACUGAAACCCUAGAGGUUUGUGCGUCUAUCCACCCAGGGUGUAUGAUCAACACACACCAUUUCAGCACCCUCCCCCCGUCAGCUCAUUUCUAACCACUAACACUCAGCUGUGAAAAACAAACCCUCCCGACAUAUUUGAGUGAUAAUUCUUAUUAAUAUUGCAGGUUGAGAACCUGUAAUAGCCGUAGUCAGGUGGGCCCCCAGUGAGUACGGGGGAUAAUGUGUUUACAAAGCACAUGGUAUAGCACAAGAACAAGUCAUUACAGUGCAAUCUGAACUUAUCUGCCAAAUGUUGAGAGAGAAUUUAUAAAAACAAGUCAGGAAAAUCAGGGAAAAAAUCCAUUUACGAAAGAUGUGCACUCUCCUUAAGAGACUACACUGUCAUUGUGAGAGUUUGGUCACCUUAUUAACCAACAUGAGAAUCAGCACCAAACUCCUCUUUGUGUAAUGAACUGUGGCUGGUGUGCAUGCUAACAGUUGAACAUAUAGCAUGUAGCCAGAGCAUCAUUACCUAGCUUGGUUUUAAUGUCCUGCAGAGUUUUGUUCAAAUAUCAAUCAAAUCAGGGAUGAAAACCAGUCUUUGGAGCUACUUAAGACUUUGUAGAGUUAGUAGACCUCCUGGAUAAACAACUCAACUCAACUUUAUGUAUUUAUAUAGCACCUUUUCAUACAAACAUGAAGCCCAAAGUAACAACAGAAAUAGACAACAAUAGAUCGAUUUUGUAAGACUGAAAAACUAAAACCCUAACAAUAAAACAAUACAAUUUUGAAAAUAAAUGUCAAUAAGAUGAAAUAAAAUAAACACUAUGGGUAAAAAAUACAAUCAUUAAAACUUAAAAACUAAGGCCAUAACAUUACUCCAAAUUAAAAGCCAGAUUAAAAAGAUAGGUCUUUAAUUUCCUUUUAAAAAGCUGAAGUUUUAUGUUUUAAUUUAUGACAGACUUAAUGAUUUAGAUUCUUUUUUCCAGAAAUUAAUUUACAAUUAGACACAGAAUAAAAACCAAUACCAAGUUUGGUUUGUUGAAAUCUUCAUAUUUUGUAUAAUAUUCUCCACAGCUGCUUAAAGGUCCAAUCUGUAUUUUUUGACCACGUUUACUUUGAUGAAAAAUCAAAAAUGUGCGUGUUUCUCAACUGAUUAUAAUUCAGAGGACUUGUUAUGUAAAUAAACCUUAGACUGCAUUAGAAAACAUUAAUAAUCGAGGUGUAAUUGUUGUCUUUUCUUAGUCUGUUUCAUAAAAUACAUAUCAUAGAAAUCAAUUAAGGCAAUUUCCAAUCUUGUGUUUACAAUUUUGAUUAGCAAUGCGUCUGUUUACAAUAUUGUUUGUGUCUUUAAUGUCUUAAUUUAUUCCUUUAUUUAAACAGGCAGUCUCAUUGAGAUCAUUGUCAACAGAGACCUGUGCUCAAGGAAACAUAUUAUUAAGAAAUAUAUAUAUAAAGAUAAAACAGUUACAAGUAGCAUUCAAAAUGCUCAAGUGUAAUAUUUUAAAAUCUUUAAAAGAAAUGUAAGAUUUAGUUUAAAAAGUCCUUGUGACCUGACGUUAUAAUAAGUGGACAUGCACAGGUAGAGAAAUGUGAUGCUGGAUCUCUUGUAAUGUUUUUGUUAAAAACGAUUAAAAGGCCAAACUCCCAUAAAGUCAGUGUAGUCCGUGAACUCAUACCUUUAACAUAGUGAGAUACAGUAGUUCUCCCAUUGAGUAAUAAAUUGAACUGUGAUGACAGAGGCCACCCGCCCACGUUUACGCUGGUUGGGGAAAACGAGCGCCACCAGCUUUGUUGAGUCAUCAUUCAGCCUCCGUAUCACAGCAUUGAACAAUAAAGAGAGCGAGCGGGCUUAUGCCAUUAUUUUUAAAUUUGUGGUCUUUUGUAGUCAUUCAUAACAUUUCAGCCUAACAUUUCAGCCAGUGACUGUGUGCUGUGGUAUUGGUCUUAUAUAAACGCUUCCACACUUCCACCAGAGCUGCACUUACAAAGUUUGUCAUCCUGAGCCAGGGUCAAAGGUCACGUCCGCUCCUUCGUGUCAGCGACCCUGGACCAGCACUGCUGUCCGUGGAGGCUUUGUGAACGCAGCCCCCGGACUAUAAAUACAUACAUGUAAGAGACUUGCAACAGUAAUAUACAGUAUAUUAUCUAUCUCUUUUCCUAAUCCUCAGUAUGAGCUGAUUGGACUGUAGUGUUUUUAUAAUGUGAUUUUUCUUUUUCAAAUGUGCUGCGGUGAGUUGUUCAUUUUGGUUUAUUUUAGGGUUUUCUACUCAAGGCCAGGAUGGAGCUACCAGAUCAAAUUGUUUAACUUGUGUCAGAAAAGCCAGUUAAAGGAUGAUUCCAAUUUAAUUUGUAUUUUUACCAGAUACACCUGCUCUUAAUCUAAAACGAGCCAAAGCACCGCCUAAAUAUCCCAUUAAAAACGGAUUCUAACAGCAUUUAAUGCUACAUUUACCCAUGUCUUAAUACUAAAUCUCUUAGUCUAAAUGUUCUAUCCAGAGCAACAUUGAUUUUUGAAGAUUUUAAAGUUUAAAGUGUUGGUGCCACAAAUUGGCAGCAAAGCAUCCUGGGAAGUGUAGCGCUACUCAUCAAUUUGGUAGCACCAUGGCGUACAUUUUGCCUUGGUUGAAUGGCACUACGAGACACAGUUGCCUCCUUUUUAAUGUGAAAGAUUUUCACCGAUAUGUUUCAUAUUGGCAGUUUGUCCACUGAUAUUAACUGGAGGUCAUUUAAUCUCCUUGUGAAGAUGAUUGUGGGAACUCAAUCCUUCUAAAAAGCUUGAUUAUAAAGUGAAUUGUAUCACUUAAUCUCCAAAACUACAUUUCAAUGUGUAGUUACAACCUGCCUCACUUUGAUAUAUCCACCUUAUUCCUAGCCCCCACGAUGCCUUGCGUGAAUUAUGUCCGUAACUUCCGGCGCGUCGUGUCACUGAAUUGUUUUCCAUGGUAACGCUACGCUCAUCGUCUCUCCUAGAGCGAUUGUAUUAAUGAAUCUAGUAAAACAUUUGAUCACCACCUAUUACAGCUCAAAUGGGAUCAUGUGAUCAUAGCUCUGCCUUCUACUAUGGAGGGAUGGAGGAUGACCUGAAGGAGUGGCCUCAGAUAACCUACACUAGCAUAUCUAGCUACGUUAUUGACUCCGUUGCUUCAGACAGUGAAGUGAUGAACAAUCUGAAAAGCUCUGAGGCAGAUCAGGACUUCCACAGUAACAAGGUUUAGUUUUUUACACACAGAUAACCAUACUUAAACUAUCUGUAGUCUAAUGCUGCCCUGCACUCUGUGCCAUAAACUGCCUUACAUUUUAAACUGUACAGAAAAUAGUGAAAGUAACUGUCUGUCAUUAAAGCAACGCUACAAUGCUGUGUCCUCCCUACACAUGACAUCAUACCUGAUGUCCUCCUGGCCGUGCUAUCAGUCCUUUAAAAGACCCGACGUCUCUUCUCCGCGGCUUUUAUAGCCCAACUAACGUACACUAACUAUAUUCUGUACACUAACCAUGUUCUGUACAGAUGACAUUUUUCCGCCGAUCGCUGAAUAAAUACUUCCAGAUCGUGCAUAACAUUUAUAUGCAUGUCAUCCUCAGUUCCACCUCUUUCAUUCCCGACAAAGCAAGACACCUCCACCUUUAGUUCCUGUGAGAUUUCAGUCAGUCUGUGAGGUGCGCACCGUGCGCCCACAGCACCCGGAAGGUGUACAUUUCAACUUAAUUUAUGCUUCUCACAGUACUGUGAAAUGAUUAUUCUGCUAUCACACAUUGUUAAAUAUAUUACCCUUUGUUGAAUAAAUGCUUCAAAAUGGUCAUUUUUAACAUCAAUGGUGCUCACUGACUGCUUGACACUGCAGCAGCAACUCUGUCAACACAGACACUGUUUGCACGUAAUCCUGCGUCCAAUAUUGAUGUUGCAGCAGCGUUGUGUAAUAAAACAUAAAUCAAGUUAACGUUUAUUACAUCAACUGAAUAUUUUGACAUUUAAAAUUUGAAUUAAUCGCCGUUGAAAUCAUGUUAUGCGCUCUGUACUGAACACCGUUAAGCUUAAUGAUCUUCCUACACAGGCGGAGGCGUUAUAUUACUUUUCCCCACUUUUCUCAAAAACUCUUGGUCCAAAAGACAUCAGUCAAAGUGUAGACUGUCUAAUGGAUAUUCCCCCGGAGAAUGAGACACAAACAAGCUUGUGUGGCUCUUAACAACAGAGGAGUGCUGCCUGGUGUGGCGCUAACGGGCGUAAAGUGUACGGAACACCGUACCACAGCUCUGCAAUGACAUUUUAGAAAAUGCCAAUGUACCGUUAGUUAAUCUGUUAAAAAUAAAGCAGGAUUUUGUAAAAUGAAGGUGAAUUCCUUUCCAAAGAAGCGCCGUUGGUGGUUAGCCACUAUGGUUAGCCUAUGGGACUAACUAGCUUACUGCUACUUCCGCUACCUCACCGGAAGUUACGGACAUAAUCAUUUCUACAGUAACACCCCUGAGAAUAAGGUGGAUAGGCACAGAAAUGCUGUUGAAACAAGUUAUAUGUAACCAUGAGGUCUAUAAAAUAUCAGUUUUUCAACCAAGUUUGGUCCAAUUUGAACGUGAACAUCUAGAUGUCUUUUGACCUUUAAAUCGCCAAAUCAUUGACUAUGUUUACAUGCACAAAAUAUUAAAUUUUUUGCACUUAUUCUGAAAAAGACAAUAUUCCUACUAAGCUGUUUACAUGGCUAAUGAAAAUGAAUAUUCCACUAAUAUUCCCGUUUCCAUGCAGCCGUGCAUAUUCAGAUUAGUCUAACUGGUGGCGGACUUGUUCCUGUUUUUGCUUUAACAUAAUAUUAAUAUAAGCCCAACAUUUUCACCGCACCUUCUGGCGCCACAAUAAUACAUUUUAAGGGUUACCUUUUUUGUCCGUUCCCAUACACAUUGCUAGGCUAAUUUCUUAAAACAUUAUGUGUGUUUUUGUAAAGAGGAAUAAAGGAGCCGAUGAAUGUUUUUUGAGUCAGAUGAGGCGCUGGAAGUAGGGGCUCCGAGGAGCCGGCCAUAAAAUGCUCCAUUUGGAAUAAUGCCUAAUUCAGAAUAUCCAAACGGAAUAUACUGUUUACAUGAUCCAUAUCAAAUUCAGAAUAUUGUCAUAUUCAGAAUAACAGUGUAAUAUUAGUGUGUAUGGAAACGUUGUCAGUGUUUACUGCAACCUAAACCAGGCAGAGAGCAGGUCUGUUAGAUAUUCUGAGACUAAGGGAUAUGGCUCAAAAGUAGUCCUUUUGUCGUUGUAUAUAAAUACCACACACUCUGUUGAAGAACACUGCAGAAUAAUGGAUAAAAGACUGGAUGAUGGAUUGAUGGAUGGAUGGAUGGAUGGAUGGAUGGCUUGUCGAUGGUUGUUCUCCCUGAUGGUUUGGUAUAGCAUUUAUGGAUGUUAUUAUUGACGCAAAAAAAGCACAAAGACCUGAGCCAAAUUGAACCAGAAGAUAAUGUCAAAGAGCCAUAGAUACUCAGUCCUGAAGGUAGCCAGCAUUGUUGGGAUCCAAGCACUUCAUAGUUUCUCCGCAUCCUAGAAUAUAAAGCUGUGACUGAAACCUUCUGACACUCUCCAUCUUGUUGGAUAUGCUGGUAAAACACCUGUCAAGACUUCCAAAUUGGAAAUACUCAUCCUCAGUUACCUAAUCUGGGAGACAAAAUACAUCAAAGUGUUAUAUUUUUGAGCAGAGACACAAAAGAUUUGAAAUGAACCGUGUGUAUCUAUGGCUGUUGGCUGGUGAGAAGACUUCAUUAUGUGUUGAAAAUGUGAGAAACUAAUCAUGUUGUAUAGACUUUUGGCAAGGCAGCCUGUAAAGUAAAAAUACAUUUGGGGUAAUAUAACAUAGACAAUGAAACAAAAUAAAACGGUGUAUUGUACACUAAAACCAACUGUAAGCAAGUAUGCAUGUAACUAUAGACAAUAAAUGGUGAACAAAAA